This is a messenger RNA of Paramecium tetraurelia, 999 nucleotides long. RefSeq lists its product as uncharacterized. Gene Ontology annotation, biological process: nucleosome assembly. Lineage: Eukaryota; Ciliophora; Oligohymenophorea; Peniculida; Parameciidae. Gene Ontology annotation, molecular function: chromatin binding; histone binding. The transcript has 4 exons. The record is from RefSeq and is a predicted model, not a curated record. Gene Ontology annotation, cellular component: nucleus; chromatin.
AUGGAAAACAAAGAGUUAGAGUAAGAAAUCAAAAAGAAAAUAACAAACAUCCCACUCAAAGAUAGAGCAAAAGUUACAGCUCUCAGAUACUAUUUAAAUAAAUGCAAAUAAGCUGAUACAGACAUGGAAACUACUUGUGAUAAUAUCCAAUCGAAAUAUGACAAAUUGAGUAUGCCCAUCUAUCAAAGAGCUGAUGAGAUUAUUUUGGGCACAGCCUAAUUGAAUGAAUAAAACCUUGGUUUGGCAGCUAAAUUACUAUCAGAGGAAGAUUUGCAACAAUUCAAUCAAGCUCCUAAAGAAUCCAAAGCCAUUCCUGAUUAUUGGUUGAAAGUGUUCAAGAAUGCCGAUUUGUAGGAAUUGCCAUUAUCUGAAAGAGAUGCUGAAGCCUUCAAGUUCUUACAGAAAAUUGAAUUCACAUUGGCUGAGAAUGAUUCAGACUUCUUCCUCAAAUUCCACUUUGCAGAAAACCCUUUCUUCAAAUAAACCGUUUUGGAGAAGAAGUUCUAUUACGAAGACGAUGAGUUGACUAAAGUAGAAGCAACUAAAGUUGAAUGGCAUGAUGGAAAGAAUUUAACUAAGAAAUUAAUUAAGAAGAAAUAAAGAAAUAAGAAGACUGGACAAUUUAGAGUAAUUUCUAAGGAAGUUGAUGACGAGAGUUUCUUCUUGUUUUUCAGAUCAAUCGAUAUAUCCAAUAAGGAGAAGUAUGACAAAUUACCUGAAGAUGAAUAAAUCUCAUUGUAAGGUCAAUUGGAUGUUGACUAGGAUGUGGGCAGAGAGAUAGUUGAUGAAUUGUUGCCAUAUUCUCUUGAAUACUUUUUGGGAAUAAAGGAAUUCAAGACUGAAGAUGAUGGAGGUGCUGAAGGAGAGGAGGAUGAUGAAGAAGAUGAUGAGGAAGUAGAAGUUCCAGCAAAAGGAUAAAACAAGGGAAAGGACAAGAAGAAGAAAUGAUUUAUGUAUAUUAAUUUUUUUAAUUGUACAUUUAAUGAUGUAUUCAAUAAA